This is a messenger RNA of Vicia faba (fava bean), 1005 nucleotides long. Lineage: Eukaryota; Viridiplantae; Streptophyta; Magnoliopsida; Fabales; Fabaceae. The record is from the annotation of a GenBank genome assembly.
AUGGAACAAGAUUGGGAUCUCCAUGCGGUGGUUAGAGGUUGCUCCACCGUCACUUCCACCACCAACACACCAACCCCUUCUAUUUCCUCCUCUCUUUUCCCCCUCCACCCCGAACCUUCUUGUACCUUCUCCUCUAUAUUUACCACCGAACAAAAACCUCAAACUUUCUCACUUUCCACACACCCUUUUGAACCAAGAACCUCCAUUGAAGAGUUGCAUGAACUUUGCAAGCCUUUCAUUUCUAGAUCAGACCCUCUUUCUUUGCAAACUUCUCCUCUGUUUUCUUCAUUCUCUUAUUCCUCAUUAGCACCCAAAUUACCUCUAACACAAGACAAACAACAACACAGAACUAAACAACAACACCAAGGUGAUUCUCUCACCAACUCAAGAUCAAAAAGAAGGAAAAACCAACUUAAGAAAGUUUGUCAAGUACCAGUUGAGAGUCUCUCUUCAGACAUAUGGGCAUGGAGAAAAUACGGACAAAAACCCAUUAAAGGCUCACCAUAUCCAAGGGGUUAUUAUAGAUGUAGCAGUUCAAAAGGUUGUUUAGCAAGAAAACAAGUUGAAAGAAACAGAUCAGAUCCAACAAUGUUCAUAGUGACAUAUACAUCUGAACACAACCAUCCUGCUCCUACUCACAAAAACUCUCUUGCUGGUUCAUCUCGCCAGAAGCCAUUAACGCCACCUCAAGCUGAAGGUGAAACAACCAACAAAGAUGUAGCAAAAGCCUCUUCUCCUGCUACUACUAGCACUACUACCUCAGGACCUGAAGAAGAAGAGGUUCAGAAUCAAGGAGAAAAGUCUGAGAGCAAGGAGGAUUCUUUGAUGGAUGAUGAAGAUGUAGAUGAGUUUGGCUUAUCUGAUGUUGUUUUGAGUGAUAAUUUCUUUGACAGUUUAGAUGAACUGAGUCAACUCGGUGGUUCUGGAGAUUGUUUCACAGAUCCAUUUUCUUCUGGUAUAGGGAUACCUAAUUGGGCUGCUGCUACGGCUGCAGGUGGUAGCUGA